AGGAAGGCAGGGACCCGAGGCAAGGCCGCAGCCACCAAGCAGGCCCAACGUGGUUCUUCCAAUGUCUUUUCCAUGUUCGAGCAAGCCCAGAUCCAGGAAUUCAAGGAAGCCUUCAGUUGCAUCGACCAGAACCGCGAUGGCAUCAUCUGCAAGUCGGACCUGAGGGAGACCUACUCCCAGCUCGGCAAGUUGAGUGUCCCAGACGAGGAGCUGGAUGCCAUGCUGCAGGAGGGGAAGGGCCCCAUCAACUUCACUGUCUUCCUCACCCUCUUCGGGGAGAAGCUCAACGGGACAGACCCCGAGGAAGCCAUCCUGAGCGCCUUCCGCAUGUUUGACCCCAGUGGCCAAGGGGUGGUGAACAAGGAUGAGUUCAAGCAGCUUCUCCUGACCCAGGCAGACAAGUUCUCUCCAGCCGAGGUGGAGCAGAUGUUCGCCCUGACACCCAUGGACCUGGCAGGGAACAUCGACUACAAGUCCCUGUGCUACAUCAUAACCCAUGGAGACGAGAAGGAGGAAUGA
Molecule: messenger RNA, 519 nt
Organism: Cynocephalus volans (Philippine flying lemur)
Lineage: Eukaryota; Metazoa; Chordata; Mammalia; Dermoptera; Cynocephalidae
Gene: MYL7
Product: myosin light chain 7
Exons: 6
Coding region: 73-519 (148 amino acids)
Biological process (GO): heart contraction; cardiac muscle tissue development
Cellular component (GO): myofibril; cytoplasm
Molecular function (GO): calcium ion binding
Source: RefSeq, a predicted model, not a curated record